Molecule: messenger RNA, 485 nt
Organism: Protobothrops mucrosquamatus (brown spotted pit viper)
Lineage: Eukaryota; Metazoa; Chordata; Lepidosauria; Squamata; Viperidae
Gene: ARPP19
Product: cAMP regulated phosphoprotein 19
Exons: 3
Coding region: 93-431 (112 amino acids)
Cellular component (GO): cytoplasm
Molecular function (GO): protein phosphatase inhibitor activity
Source: RefSeq, a predicted model, not a curated record
CACCAGGCGGUGGUCGGAGUUGUGCUUUCCAGCCGGCAGGCCUUUCUCGCCCGGGGAGGGGCUGUUCCCGGUAGCCCGGCUGUGUGGACGCCAUGUCUGCGGAGAACCUGGAGCCCGCUUCGGCGGAGGAGCAGAAGGAAAUGGAAGAUAAGGUGGUUAGUCCUGAGAAGGCUGAAGAAGCGAAGUUGAAAGCAAGAUAUCCUCAUCUGGGCCAAAAGCCUGGGGGCUCAGAUUUUUUGAGGAAGAGACUUCAGAAAGGACAAAAGUACUUUGAUUCUGGGGAUUACAAUAUGGCGAAAGCAAAGAUGAAGAACAAGCAGCUUCCUACUGCAGCUCCUGAUAAGACUGAAGUCACAGGUGACCAUAUUCCUACUCCACAGGACCUUCCACAGCGGAAACCAUCUCUUGUUGCUAGCAAGCUGGCUGGCUGACUAGGCUGGCAGAACUGCAUGAAACUUCUUAUUCCCUUACUCUUUCCUUAAGUU